GACGUAGAGACACACCUUCACUCACGCGCUUGGCACUGGUUGCCAUGGAAGGUUAUCAAGUGCAAAACCGGCUGAGGCGACGACAUUCUGUGCAAAGACACUGAACCUGCCGGUCGGACCGGCGGACAGAGGAUAAAAUACGGACCCCUGAGGUUUAAGGGGUGACGAUUAGGAAGCAGUGCGCUGUGUUUUUAUAGCAGGAACAGUAAGCGAGUGAUUAAGUCUGUCAGAUUCAGUAUGUCUGCAUGGCUGCAGCAGGAGGCUGGUCCAACCAGUUCUGCUGAAGCAAAGAAAUCAGAGCCCAGAGGCCAAGAGAAGAAAUGCUCAUGGGCGUCUUACAUGACCAACUCCCCCACAUUAAUUGUCAUGAUCGGCCUCCCUGCCAGAGGCAAGACAUACAUGUCGAAGAAACUCACACGCUACCUCAACUGGAUAGGAGUUCCCACAAAGGUGUUUAACCUUGGUGUGUACCGGAGAGAAGCAGUUAAAGCAUACAAGUCAUAUGAUUUCUUCAGACAUGACAAUGAGGAAGCCAUGAAGAUACGGAAACAGUGUGCCUUGGUGGCCCUUCAAGAUGUCAAGACCUACUUUAAUGAGGAAGGUGGACAAAUAGCUGUAUUUGAUGCCACAAACACAACCCGGGAAAGGCGAGAUCUCAUAUUAAAUUUUGCACAGGAGAAUGCAUUCAAGGUGUUUUUUGUGGAGUCAGUAUGUGAUGAUCCAGAGGUUAUUGCUGCUAACAUCCUGGAAGUCAAGGUUUCAAGUCCAGAUUAUCCAGAAAGACAUAGAGAGAGAGUCAUGGAUGAUUUCCUUAAACGCAUUGAAUGUUAUAAAGUCACUUACCAACCACUAGAUCCUGAUGAAUAUGACAAAGACCUGUCCUUCAUCAAGGUGAUGAACGUGGGCCGUCGGUUCCUGGUAAACCGUGUUCAGGACUACAUCCAGAGCAAGAUUGUCUACUACCUCAUGAACAUCCACGUACACUCGCACUCCAUCUACCUCUGCAGGCACGGAGAAAGCGAGCACAACGUCCAGGGCCGCAUCGGAGGAGACGCUGAACUCUCCUCACGAGGGAGACAGUUUGCAAGUGCCCUGCGUGGGUUCAUUGAGGAGCAUAAGCUGUCCGACUUGAAGGUUUGGACCAGCCAGUUAAGGAGAACCAUCCAGACUGCUGAAGAGCUGGGAGUUCCCUAUGAACAGUGGAAAAUCCUCAACGAGAUUGAUGCCGGUGUAUGUGAGGAGAUGACCUACGAAAUGAUCCAAAACACAUUCCCAGAAGAGUUUGCUUUAAGGGAUCAGGACAAGUACCACUACAGAUAUCCAGGAGGAGAGUCGUAUAUGGACCUGGUUCAGCGACUGGAACCUGUGAUUAUGGAGCUUGAGAGACAAGGCAAUGUCCUAGUCGUCUGCCAUCAGGCAGUUAUGCGCUGCCUACUAGCUUAUUUCUUGGACAAGAGUGCAGAGGAUCUCCCCUAUUUGAAAUGUCCCCUUCACACUGUCAUGAAGCUGACUCCUGUUGCCUAUGGUUGCAAAGUGGAAAUGUUUUAUCUGAACGUGGAAGCAGUGAAUACACAUCGGGACCGACCGCUGGGGAAAGUCAGACGAGACUCUGCCCCUCUGCUGCUAAGGCGGAAUAGUUACACCCCACUUUCCAGUCACGACCAGGUUAAACGGCCCCGCCUCUACAGCGCUGGCAACCGGUCCUGGCUGUCCCUCACCCCCUCCCCCACCGCCCUGCACUUCCUGACACGCCAGGCGGGGCGCUGCUGCUUCAGCAAAGCCAAUCUCGUGUGGUUGGCAGUCAUCUGUGAGUACAUUUAAUCCCAUGAGUUUGAACGUUUUUGUUUACCCCGUAGCAUUUUUUAAAAAGUUGUUUUCGGUAUAUGUGUGAUGUCACAAACCUUGUGUUUUUUGGUUGUAUGUUGAUUCUCGGUUGUCUUUUCUGCCAGCUUUCUUAUAACCUGCAUUUAUGUUGGAAGAUUCAGUCACAAUCAUGUUUUUAUGUGUUUUGUAGUGGCUUAAUUGUGAAGAGUAACUGAAUUAUGCAAAUAUUCAGAAUGCAGCAGGUUUUCCAGUUGACCUGUAUUGUGACAUUAUAUCUUUGUAGAAAAUCCUGUUUACCUUGUCAAAUGCUUUGAUAAGUUAUUACAUGAAGGAAAAGUACCAUUAAUAUACUGAAAAAAAGUAGUUUAAAUCGAAAAUGUACAGGGGCCUAUAUACUUUCUGAAGGCAGUGGCAAUAUAUAUAUUAUAGAAUCUGAUACUUAACGAUAGUAAUUCUUCUUAUAUUGAAGUUUAACUUUAUCUCAAUCUUUUUUUUUUUUUUUUUUUUUUUGAGGACUCCUUAUGUGAAGGAAUCAACUUUGACUGCCCAGACGAAGUUAAUGACUGUUUCCGCUUCUGAGUGAGAUGGGAGAAUUUACAAAAUCUGCAUGACACUGAAACUCUGUUUUUAGAUUCUCCCACUCCCAACCUCCUGCUUGCUUUAUCAGUGUUGGAAUUACAUUUCCCAUCCACCCCCUGCAUGACAAAUCACCACUGCUAUGACUACAAUGAAUUCAUCAUCUAUCAUCACGUCUGUAAGUGUUUAUAUUAUAUAUAUAUAUGACCAUCCAAGAAUAUUUAUUUUAAGUGAUGAUGCCUUACUGAAGAAUGAACAAAGGAGCUGAAUGUUCUCUGAUAGAACUUGAACACAACGUGGGUUGUGCAAAUGAUUAUAACCUUUAUACAGUGUCUUUGUUGCAACACAAUGUUGUUUGCAAUGAAGCAUUUUCACAAUCAUAACCAUUACAACAUCUUCAUAUAUACCAUAGUCAGUCAUCAGACAGAAGAAAAGCCUUAUUCAGGGUGAUUAUGUCAACGCUGGUACCAUAUAUCAGGCCGCAAUGUUAUGGUAAAUUUCAUUACAGGGAAUUAAUGGAACAGAGAUUUGAUGCAGAUAGAGGAAAGAUUUGCGUAUUAUAACAGAUUGUCGCUUCAAGGAAAGGCAAUGAAAGUACUUUUGUCUUGCACAUUUUCUUAAUAAGAAUGAUAUUUAUGGGGAAAUUGUACAAAGCUAGCUACUCGUGAUAUUUUUAUAGAAAUGUAUUUGUGUGUCGCAUUGUCAAAAUGACAAGGAUUUAUAGAAUGCAGUAUGUAAAUGAAGUAUACUUUAUAAGGUUGCUAGCAAAUGUUGUUUUUAUUAAGGUUUUGAAUGUAAUAAGCUAGGAAUGUUUUCUCUGGUUAUGUGUUUGUUAAAACUGGAAUUACUAGCUUAACAAGUCUGUUUAUAUUUCCGUGUGAGGAGCUGCUCAUUUUCUAUUCUACUAUUCUCAUCAGCAUGUUAUCAACCAGUGAUGCUGGAUAAAAUAGUUAAUGCAUAACAUGCCCACAGACUUUUCAUGCUGUAAUGUUCACUACUACUUUGCAUUUUUAUUUUACGUGUUUAAUCACAUUUUUGCCUCACUACAUCAUUUGAAAUGAAGGUUCAUUUUUAAAAGUAAUUCCAUGUAGUCUGAAAUAAGGUUAUAAAUGCUGCAUGCAUAAUAAUUACAAAUAAAUUAGCAAAAUGCUGGAGAAUUGUAUUGUUCAGAAUGGAGUAUAGCAUGUCACAACUUCACAUCAACUUUUCAAUUUCAUGUCAACAUGAUCUGUGUCCAGGACAGCAACACCAUCAGUACUUGUUUAUGUCUGUUCAACCCUGCUGCAUAAAACUAACACUACAAUCAAGUGCUGUUAAUGUAUCCAAGCAUGCAUUGCCCUUGAGUAGUGACUGCUUUGAUGGCACAUUACAUACUGCACACAAUGUGACUUUCAACUGUUAUAAAUUAUACAUGCUGUUAAUAUACAUACUGUCAAUAUACAUACUGUCAAAUACAUACAAUUAAACAUCUCCUGUUGAUGA
This is a messenger RNA of Ctenopharyngodon idella (grass carp), 3882 nucleotides long. RefSeq names its product 6-phosphofructo-2-kinase/fructose-2,6-biphosphatase 2b (gene pfkfb2b). NCBI's taxonomy places the organism in Eukaryota, Metazoa, Chordata, Actinopteri, Cypriniformes, Xenocyprididae. The record is from RefSeq and is a predicted model, not a curated record. The coding region runs from base 238 to 1821 and encodes 527 amino acids. Gene Ontology annotation, cellular component: cytosol. The transcript has 16 exons. Gene Ontology annotation, molecular function: fructose-2,6-bisphosphate 2-phosphatase activity; ATP binding; 6-phosphofructo-2-kinase activity. Gene Ontology annotation, biological process: fructose metabolic process; fructose 2,6-bisphosphate metabolic process.